Suillus plorans is the source of this 1023-nucleotide messenger RNA. RefSeq lists its product as uncharacterized. NCBI's taxonomy places the organism in Eukaryota, Fungi, Basidiomycota, Agaricomycetes, Boletales, Suillaceae. The transcript has 6 exons. The record is from RefSeq and is a predicted model, not a curated record. Gene Ontology annotation, cellular component: CAAX-protein geranylgeranyltransferase complex; cytoplasm; protein farnesyltransferase complex. The coding region runs from base 1 to 1023 and encodes 340 amino acids. Gene Ontology annotation, molecular function: protein farnesyltransferase activity; CAAX-protein geranylgeranyltransferase activity. Gene Ontology annotation, biological process: protein farnesylation; protein geranylgeranylation.
AUGGAUCUCCCUGCAGAAGAGGAGCAGCCGUUGUAUUCUCAGCGACCUGAGUGGGCCGAUGUCGUUCCCUUAGAACAGUACGAAAGUGUCGCCCCUCUUGCGCCCAUCUUUUAUACGGAUGAAUACAGAGAUGCCACGAACUACUUCAGAGGGAUCGUCAAGAGCGGUGAGAUGAGCCCAAGGGUGUUGGAGCUCACGGAGAACAUAAUUCGGCAGAAUCCUGGACACUACUCUGCAUGGCAGUACAGGUACAAAACACUUAUGGCAUUGAAGUCUCCCCUCGACGAUGAGCUUCAGCUGAUGGAUGAACUUGCGAUCAAGCAUCUCAAGACAUACCAAGUCUGGCAUCAUCGCAGGCUGCUCGUGCAGCAGACCCGCAAUCCCGGCCCUGAGCUCGAGUUCAUCGCUAACUCGUUGCAAGUUGAUACGAAGAACUACCACACGUGGUCGUACAGACAGUGGAUCCUCGCGUACUUCAAUGACGACGCGUUAUGGAGCCAUGAGCUGGAUUUCGUGGAGAGCAUGCUUGAAAGUGACGUGAGGAAUAACUCUGCAUGGCAUCACAGAUUCUUCGUCGUCUUUCAAUCUGGGGUACGAAAUGGGGAUGAAGACAGAGAUGCGGUUGUCCGGCGGGAGCUUGCAUUCGUGAAGGAGCGAAUUGCAAUUGCACCGAAUAAUGCAUCUGCGUGGAAUUACCUGCGCGGGAUGCUUGAUCAUGCUAAAAUUCCUUAUUGCGAACUUCAAGCAUUCGUGCUGCCUUAUUCUCUGCCCCAACCUCCUUUAGGUACACCCCCUGAGGUUGUUGAUCUUGAGAGUCCUCUUCCUUCGAAGAAUUCACAACUGCCCUGCGUCGCUGCUGUUGAAUUCAUGGCUGAUAUUCACGAGGCAGCAGGGGGUGAUGACUUGGUGACAGCCACUGAGCUUUGGAAAUCUCUGGCAAAUGAGCACGAUACUAUACGCAAAAGAUACUGGGAAUACAGGAUCACGGAAUCCUUGAAGACCAAAUCAGCUGGUGACGGCUGA